UUUUUUUUGCAGGAAUAUAAAACGUAUAAUGAGAAUUUCAUGAAACGUUUCGAACUGACACGUCUGCCACCGUAUCUGAUCAUUAUGUAUAAACGUUUCCAUAAGAAUCAGUGGUUUAUCGAAAAGAAUCCAACAAUUGUGAACUUUCCUAUCAGUAAUGUUGAUCUGUACGAGUGUUUGGCGGAAUCGUCGCGUGCCAAUUACAAGUACACAACAUAUGACCUGGUAUCGAAUAUUGUGCACGAUGGACCGCCUGAAUCAGGCGCUUAUCGAAUACAACUUAUUCAUAAUGGUUCACAAAAGUGGUACGAACUGGAGGAUUUGCACGUGAAAGAAAUACUUCCUCAAAUGAUCACACUUGCUGAGUCCUAUAUUCAGGUAUGUCACUUCUCCGCAUUCGAGAAUUUAACUGAAAAAACGCAUAAUUUGGAGAAUUUUUAUUGUUUCAUUUGGAAGUUGAACACAUCAAAAACGAGAGAGCAGCGAACUGGAGAAACAGAUGAAAACGAUAUGUCAGCUCGUGUAUCGCCGGAGCGAACGCAAAGAAAUGGCAACAGUGCAGAACCAAUGCAACAGUGA
Molecule: messenger RNA, 579 nt
Organism: Anisakis simplex (herring worm)
Lineage: Eukaryota; Metazoa; Nematoda; Chromadorea; Rhabditida; Anisakidae
Source: the annotation of a GenBank genome assembly